UUCCAAAAGGGAACCUGCAAAUAUGAGCCAUUCUCACCCCGCUGGGUUACUUGCAGCAUAUAAUAGUCUUACUGAUAAACACCUGGCUGGAUAUUUUAACAACACAAGGAUAAGGCGGCAUCUCUUGAGAUCCGGGCUGAUCACAAGAAGUGGAAGAAUACUUUCUGAAAAAGAAUACAAACUAAAUAUCAUGAAGCGGGAUCAUCAAAAAUACAUUCGGGAGUGCUUAGCUCAGGCCAUUUUCCAUAAGGUUCUUGACAUGGAGCGUUACCACCAGCUUGAGAUAAAAAAGAAACUGGAAUCCUUAGCUAGGAAGGAGCGAAUUCAGAGAUUUAAGGGCGAGCACACAAGAUGGUCUGUAGAAAAUAACAUGCCAGUCCUGUCUCCCCACCCCCCAGUUGGCCCAAAGACAAACCGUGGUCAUAGUGUCCUAGUUGAUGAAGGACAUUCCAGUCCAUUAACACUGACAGCCCCUCGACCAUAUACUGCCCCAGGAACUACGCAGCCUCCCGUUCGAUUGCAGCCUCUUCCCAGCAAUCCUGCAGUAGGAACUGUUCCAAAGGUAACUCCAGGGUCCAGACCAAAAACUUCCUUGCUGGAAAAUGAAGCUCCAUUUCCCACUGGGGGCAAGAAGGCAAUGAUGAGACUCAGGAACUCCAUGGACAAUUCACGAGGAGUGAAUUCUUAUCUACUUCCAAACAUUAAGAGUUAUUUGAUGCCUAUUCCUCCUCCAUCUCCUCCCCCCAGCAGAAAAAACACAAGGGAAAAUAGACCUGAAACAUGGAGAAGGAGAAGAUUCCGUCCAACCACUGCUCCAAAUGGCUCAGACCCUCUCUGUACCAGGGAUUCAAAGAAAAUUCAUAAAACACCACUGCAUAGUAAUGCAGCUAUUACGAUGAUCUAUUUGGGGAAAAAUGUGCACCUAUCUUAUGACUUCCGGGAUGAAAUAAAAGUUUAUCAACAGCACUGUGGUGGGGAAAACCUUUGUGUCUACAAAGGCAAGUUACUUGAAAAAGAGACCUUUCAGUUUAUUUCCAAAAGGCACCAUGGUUUCCCCUUCAGUCUCACCUUUUUCCUGAAUGGGAUACAGGUGAACAGGUUAAGUUCCUGCUGUGAAUAUAAGCAUCGAAAAGGUUCCAGACUAGGAGGCAAAAGAGGCUACUUUGGGUUUGUGUGUGUCGAGAGAUCAUCUCCUUGCUACAAGUGCAUUAUUGCAAUGGGCCUCGACAAAAAACCAACAAAACCUAGGAAAGAUAAAAGUAUCGAGAGAAGAGAGGAACUGAAGAAGAGUGAUGGGAAACUGAGGAAGGAUAGAGAGUACUUGAUACCAAGAAGGAAUGACAUUGAGAGGAACAAAAUCUCCGCUUUAUCUCUUUUUUCAGCUCAAGAAGAAACAACAGGCAUCAAAGAAGUGAGAACUGCUGUGGAAGAACUAGAACGCAAAGUAAAAUCAGUACAAGAUGCUUGGGAAUAUGACCAGGACAAUAUAUUUAAAUACGAAUAUGAAGAAGAUUUUGAAGUAGAUGAGGAGAAACAAGAUGAGAAAGCUAAUGAAGAAGGGCAGGCUUAUGAUCAAAUGAGUGGAAUGUCAAAGUCACCCUCAGAUGAUGAAAGCGAUAAUUUAGACCUUGAAAAGGAAAGUGAAACCUCAUCACAGAAGGCACCAGAUGUGGAUGACAAUGUGAAGGAUGAGGGUGAUGGAUACUCUGUGAGUGAAUCGGAAGAGGAUAAACAAGAUACGAAAAGUGCUUCAUCCACCUCAUCCAGAAGUCACCUGUGUUCUAGCUCCAGUGAAGAUGGACCUGCUCGGUGCUCCAGAAAAGACCAUGCUGAAAACCGUCCCAACAAAAGUGCCAGAAGUUCAUCUUCUCAGGAGCUGAGUGAAAAUGCUGGGCCAAGAAAGUUCCAUCUUUUAAUUGAGGAUUCUCUAGGAAUUGAAACUGAAGACCAGGAAAUAGUAAAUGCAAACAUGAGGACCAACUCUCUGUCAGUAAAGGAAGGCUUAGAGAAUGUUCUCAAAGAAGAAACCAAGAAAGUUACUCAAAUGAUUGCAGAGGAUAUAUCUGAGAAGUCUAGGAAGCGUGUUUCCAAGGAAGAAAAAGAAAAGGAUAAGAGUAAGCUUUGGGACAGAAGCGAUACUAAGGUGAAGGACAAAAAGGCAGGGGCCUGUAGGGUGGAGAAGGGUGUUGGACAGAUAAUAGCCGGAGCCUUGGAAGCUGGCUGCCACUGCCGCCACGAUGCUGAGUCUGGUGCCGGGGGCGCCCAUGACCGGGAGAAGCUCCAGAGGAAGCGGGAGAUCGACACAGGUGCAGCACCGGAUAGUAAUUCUGUGGUGCAAAAAAGGGAAGAACUCAACUCAAUCAAGGGACCUAAGCAGGUCACACCAGAAAUGUAUACAGUGGGGGAGAAAGAAGUGGCAGAGGAAGGUGAAGGUCCCCAACAGAGGCAUGCAGAGACAACAGAGGAACAAGGGGAUGCAGCACUAUGUGGGGGAGUGGGGGCUAACGAGGCUCCAUUGGGGGAGUGGAAGCCAAGAGCAGCGCAGGCAUCCUUAGCAGAGCAGUCCACAGAGGAAAGAGAACGCCCACAGGUUGUAGCAAGUGGGGCAGGGGCAGAAACAGAAGGGGGAGGAAGGCUGGGGACAGAGGUGUUCCAUCCAAAGGGACAAGAAGCAGCAAGAGACCAGGCAGGUAUGAAUGAAGAUGAGGUUCCCCAAGAGCAGAAUUCAAUGCAGACAGGGCUGGAGAGAGAGAUGGCAGUUUCUGAGGAGGAACGGGAUUUGGAGAAGGCAGUGUUGGCAUGCAGUGUGGCCAUGAAAUCAGAGCAUAUUCAGGAGGCAGUGGCCCUGAGAGACACAGUGGAGGUAGGCGAGGCCGAGAUGGGGGCAACCAUGAGCGAGGUGGUGUCUGAGAAACCAGAUGAGGACGACAGCGAAGAGGAUGCAUUCACAGACCUAGAGGACAAGGGACUCAUGGGAGAGACUGUGCCUGAAAGAGAGGGUGGUCUAGGAGGAGCGACGGUUGGGGGAGAGGAACCUACCAAAGAGAGGAAGGAAAUUAUGGAAAUGAAAACACCUUUGAGCUCCUCAACGUCUGAGGUCAUGGAAACCCUGGGGGGACUUUCCGGGGACAGCUUCCAGAAACUUUGUAAGGAAGAUGUGGGGAGGGAAAAGGUUGAGACUGAGCCAGAAUUUAAUAAGGAAGAUGGUAGGAAAGAAAUGUUACCUGAGGAAUUUGAUGCAACAAGAGAGGAGAAGAAAGCUGAGAGGCCAAAAACAAUUCUGGCAGUAACUGAACCUAAGAGAGAAGAGGUGACAGGAGCAAAUGAAUGUCAGGAUGAAGACACUUUAGAAGAAGAGCAAAAGUUUAAAGGGGAAGAGGGGCAAACAGUGAAGGAAGUUAGACCUGAGGAAGAGACACAAGCUCUGGCUAAUGAAGUGGAGUGUGAUGCUGAGCAAGAAGCACCUAUUGGGGCAUCAGAACUGACUGAAGGCACCGAGUCGCAAGAAGUUUUGCUGGCAGAGACAGGGGUGACUGCAUUUGAAGUGGUACCUGGGUUUGAAAAAUCAGUGGAAAACAUAACUGCUCCAAGGAAAGAGGGAGACACAGAACACACAAGCAAGGCAGAGUUACUCCCCAGGGAGACGGGGGCUUCAGAGGAGGAAGAGGGGUCAGUCCUUCAGGGAGAGGGUGUGUUAAGAGCUCCUGAAAGUGAGCUCACAGAAAAGCCCAGGGCAUUUGAGGAGAGGCUCAUAGCCACAGCUGAGGUUCAGGAGUCUUCAGCCAGAGAUCAAGAUGGACACGCAGGACAAGAGGGGAAGGAUAAAGAAGAGCCUUUACAGGAGCCACACAUAGGGAGGGUGAUGGCAACAACCCAAGAAGCUGUUUCUGAGGGGGAUACUCCGAUGGCAGGAAUGUUGAGUGAAGAAGCCACGGUUAAGGACCCAGAGGAGGAAGUGGGUAGAGAGUGCACCCCUGAGAUAGAAGUGGUGAUGGAUGGGGACACAGAGAGACAUGGUAGCUUCCCAGGAGGAGCAGUUGUGGCUCAGGAAGAUCUUCAUCAAAGAGGAGGAGCAGAGGUAGAAAUAGCUGCAGAGAAGAGGGAGGUGUUGGCAGAUUCCAGGACAGCUGAGGGGAAAACAGAUGCAAAUAAAGCCUCUUCCUUUUCAGAUGUUGCUGGGGAGGAAACUUGGCAUAAAGUGGAUGAGUUACUAGGAAAAACAGCAGCUGCACAGAAGGUGGUGGUACAGGAACUAGUGCUGAGGGAGGAGGUGACAGUGACUACAGCUCCAGAUACUAAAGUGGAGUGUCUCCCUGCACCUUCAGAGUUGGCAGGGAAGAGCCCACAGCUAGGACAGGGUCAAGAGGGAGGUGAAACUGAAACCAUUCUGAGAGCAGAGUCAAGGGUAGAGGAGGCAGAGACAGAGAGCCAAGCUGGGGGGCAGGAGUCAGCAGUGGAAGAACUCAGACUAGGAUUGCCCCAAGGGAGAGAAUCAGAGCCAAGUAGAGAGAGUCUACAAGAUAUGGAAACACUUCCUGCAAAGCCCAAUUGCACUGCAACCCGAGAGAAGCAAGAGCUAACAGUGCAAAAAGAAAGUGAGAACACAGAUGUUCCCCUGAAGAACACAAAGGCCUAAGAGACUUCAUGGCAGACGGGCAUUUUAAAGGUGUCUUCUGGAAGACUUAAAAAGUGAAGAGAGACUUAUUCGAGCUUCUUGCCUGAACUUUAAAUUCUCUCUUUCUCUGUCACUCUUUUGUCUGAGCUGGUUCUGAAUCUGUCAACACUGA
Messenger RNA from Condylura cristata (star-nosed mole), 4787 nucleotides. It is a transcript of the gene ERICH3, whose product is annotated as glutamate-rich 3. The transcript is spliced from 15 exons. The record is from RefSeq and is a predicted model, not a curated record. NCBI's taxonomy places the organism in Eukaryota, Metazoa, Chordata, Mammalia, Eulipotyphla, Talpidae. The coding region runs from base 23 to 4636 and encodes 1537 amino acids.